This is a messenger RNA of Saprolegnia diclina VS20, 966 nucleotides long. RefSeq lists its product as hypothetical. Gene Ontology annotation, biological process: transmembrane transport; branched-chain amino acid catabolic process. Gene Ontology annotation, molecular function: branched-chain amino acid transmembrane transporter activity. The coding region runs from base 1 to 966 and encodes 321 amino acids. The record is from RefSeq and is a predicted model, not a curated record. The transcript is spliced from 5 exons. Lineage: Eukaryota; Oomycota; Saprolegniomycetes; Saprolegniales; Saprolegniaceae. Gene Ontology annotation, cellular component: mitochondrion.
AUGGCCGACGAAGUGGAAGCGCUUCCGCCGGGCUUGGAGAACCGCAUCUCGUGGGACGACCUCGACAAGCGCAAGUACUACGUCAUCGGCCCAAGCGUCUUCGUCUUCGUCCGCGCCGCUGUCUACCCGAGCAACCUCGUCAAGACCCGGCUCCAGGUCCAGAGCCGGUCCAAGCCGCUCUACACGGGCACGAUCGACGCCUUCCGCAAGAUCGUGCAGCAAGAAGGCUUCCUCGGGCUCUACAAGGGCUUUGGCGCGAGCCUCCUCAACAUCUUCAUUGGCAACCUCUACAUCUCGGUCUACGAGUUUACGCACAAGCUCGCCAUGGAGAACGUGACGGAGACGCCGAGCGUGGCCAACUUUAUCUCGGGGGCCACGGCGUCCAUCAUCAACCAGACCGUGAUCGUACCACUCGACAUUGUCUCGCAGCGCAUGAUGAUCGAUGGCCAAGGCGGCCCGUCGGUCGACCAAAGCAAGUCGCGGAAACGAGCGCAGGGACUGAUCUCGAUUGGCCGCGAUAUCUACCGACAACAGGGGCUGCGCGGCUUCUACAAGGGCUACAUCCCGUCCAUCUGCACGUACGCGCCGUCGUCCGCGCUCUGGUGGGGCUGCUACGGCGUCGUGUGGCCGCACUACUACCGCUGGCUCAACCUCGAUAUCGACCCCAUGUGGCGGCAAUCGAUCGCGCAGGCCAUUGGCGGCGGCACGGCGGGCGUCAUCACCGCCGUCGUGACCAACCCCAUGGACGUCAUCCGCACGCGUACGCAGAUCCACACGCAGUUUGGCGCCGUCGACACGUUCAAAUACCUCAUCCAGCGCGAUGGAAUUCCUGGCCUCUGGACCGGCGCCCUUGCGCGCGUCAUGGCCAUGGGUCCCUCGGGCGUGCUCGUCAUCACGGCGUACGAACUCGUCAAGCGUCUCUCCAAGAAAACUGACUCGGACGAGAGCAUGGCCCUUGCAUUGUAG